Carcharodon carcharias (great white shark) is the source of this 1131-nucleotide messenger RNA. Its product is annotated as 3 beta-hydroxysteroid dehydrogenase/Delta 5-->4-isomerase-like. Gene Ontology annotation, biological process: steroid biosynthetic process. The record is from RefSeq and is a predicted model, not a curated record. The transcript is spliced from 3 exons. Gene Ontology annotation, molecular function: 3-beta-hydroxy-Delta5-steroid dehydrogenase (NAD+) activity. NCBI's taxonomy places the organism in Eukaryota, Metazoa, Chordata, Chondrichthyes, Lamniformes, Lamnidae. The coding region runs from base 1 to 1131 and encodes 376 amino acids.
AUGCCUGCUGUUGGAGAAAUCUACCUCGUUACUGGAGGCCACGGAUUUCUUGGACAAGAAGUCAUAAAACUUCUGAUUGAAGAAAAUCGUGAUCUCUCAGAAGUCAGGAUAUUGGACAAGGUGAUACAACAAAACUUUAUUGAAAGUUUGCAAGCAUUGGCUGGAGGCAGAAUUAAACUGACGGUUUUCAAAGGAGAUGUGAGAAAUAAAGAGAUCCUGCAGAAAGCCUGCCAAGGACUGACCUGUGUUAUUCACACUGCUUCUGUGAUUGAUAUCUGGGGUUACAUCAGCAAUGAAGAACUAGAAUCUAUCAACGUUGAAGGAACUCGUCUUUUAUUAGACGCCUGUAUUCAGCAGAAUGUGAAAUAUUUUAUCUACACCAGCAGUGUAGAGGUAGUUGGGCCAAAUGCAAGAGGUGAUCCUAUCUGUAAUGGCGAUGAAGAUACGGUCUACCUUGGCAAGCUAAGAUUUCAGUACAGCAGAACAAAAUAUGCAGCAGAACAAUUAGUCCUGUCAACAAAUGGAUGCCUUCUACCUAAUGGUGAGCAGAUCAUAACAUGUGCCUUACGCCCCAUGUUUAUCUAUGGAGAAAACUGCCGCUUUAUGAAAAGCCACUUGGAUGAAGCAAUCAUCAAUGGAGAUGUUCUGCAGAGAAACUCCAAGAAGCAAGCUCUUGUGAACCCAGUUUACGUUGGCAAUGUAGCUUGGGCUCAUGUUUUAGUGGCCAGAGCUAUGAAAGACAAGGACAAGAAAAAAAUUGUUUGUGGAAAGUUCUAUUACAUCACAGAUGACACCCCACACAUGAGCUACUCAGAUUUUAACCAUGAGUUGAUGGGCCCACUUGGGUUUACAAUUCCAGAUAAGCUUAACAUGCCUCUGCUGUUCAUGUAUGUCACAGCUUUCAUACUGGAGAUAGUGCAGUUUUUGCUAAAGCCAUUUAUCAGAUAUAUUCCCAAAACAAACCGACACUUCAUUACAAUGCUCAACACAAAAUUCACCUUUACUAGCCACAAAGCCCGCAACGAUUUUGACUACAUACCACGUUACAGUUGGGAGGUAGUUAAAAAGCAGACCACUGCCUGGUUGGCUUCAAUUGUACAAGAACGGAGAGACAUCUUAAAUAAAAAAUAA